GAACAAUGGAUUUCAAAAAAUGAUGGGUGGCGGAGGUGGUCAUCCUCACCCUGCUAUGGAUGGUGGAGGUAAUAAUGUGGGACCAAUGAGUAUGCCAAUGAACCAAAUGGGUGGUAACAUUCCUGCUGUUCAAGGUCUACCGGCUGGCGGAGGAUACUUUCAAGGUGGUGGUGGUCCAGGCGCGGAAAUGAUGUCGGGCAAUCCUUAUCAACAACAACAACAGCAACAUCAGCAGCAACAACAACAGCAACAAUUAAUGGCUGCUGCAAUGAUGAAUCAACAACGUGCUGCAAUGGUGGAAAAUGAUCAAAGAUUUCAGCAGCCAAUGAUGUACGCAAGGCCACCUCCUGCGGUGAAUUACAUAUAUCCUCCUUACCCUUAUCCUCCUCCAGAUCCUUACUCACAUGCUUUCAGUGAUGAGAACACUUCCAGUUGCAAUAUUAUGUGAUGUGAUUAAUCUAAACCAACAAUGGUCAUGGCGAUGGUGAUUGUUUAACUAUAGUAUCUACCCCUACCCUCUUUAAUUUUAUGCAAUAUAUUAUACCCAAUGAAACAUGAGUUUUUUAGUUCUGUUUUCAAUUUUCUUUGAUUUUGAUCCCCUUUUCAUCAAUAGGGGGGUUUCUAAUUACCAUAGAGGAGUAGUUUAUAGAAAUAUAAUUAUGAUAUUUACCAAGUUUAUUAUGUUCUUGGGUAGUACUAUUAUAUAAAAAAUAUGUUUACAUGUGUUUAUAUUUUGGGAAUAGUAAUAAACAAAUUUAAGAAGGAAA
This is a messenger RNA of Medicago truncatula (barrel medic), 767 nucleotides long. Its product is annotated as heavy metal-associated isoprenylated plant protein 32. The record is from RefSeq and is a predicted model, not a curated record. Bases 20 to 448 code for a protein of 142 amino acids. Lineage: Eukaryota; Viridiplantae; Streptophyta; Magnoliopsida; Fabales; Fabaceae. The transcript has a single exon.